Messenger RNA from Amblyraja radiata (thorny skate), 1620 nucleotides. RefSeq names its product glucagon family neuropeptides. The record is from RefSeq and is a predicted model, not a curated record. The coding region runs from base 160 to 672 and encodes 170 amino acids. NCBI's taxonomy places the organism in Eukaryota, Metazoa, Chordata, Chondrichthyes, Rajiformes, Rajidae. Gene Ontology annotation, molecular function: growth hormone-releasing hormone activity; neuropeptide hormone activity; growth hormone-releasing hormone receptor binding. The transcript has 7 exons. Gene Ontology annotation, biological process: adenylate cyclase-activating G protein-coupled receptor signaling pathway; regulation of protein localization; growth hormone secretion. Gene Ontology annotation, cellular component: extracellular region; perikaryon; terminal bouton.
AGGGGUUGCUCGUUGCUGACAAUGCGAGGCUCAGAGAACACUAUAAAUUCAGCCGAGGACCCGCUUCAAAGCAUCUUCUCACAUCCGAGCUCUAAAUCGGGACGCUCGCCGCGACCGACCAGCUCAUCACAGCAGUAGAUUUCUUCUUUUGGACAGAAAAUGUUGGACAAAGUCUCCCUCCUGUUCUACUCCCUUAUUGUACACACGGUGUGUUCGCCGGUGUAUCCAGCUUUAAGAUUUGAAGACAGGUCGAACCUGCGGCAACUGCUCAGUACCUCACCAGAGGAGACCGGCAUGGUGCAGGAUGGAGGGAUCUAUGAGGACAAAGAGUCCGGUGUGGAUUCCACUGGGAAACGGACUGAUAGGCACGCAGAUGCAGUAUUCACCAACACCUAUAGGAAGGUGCUGGGCCAGAUUUCUGCAAGGAGGUUGCUGGAUUCUAUCAUGGGCCAAAGAUUGGGGGAUGAUAAUGUCUUAGCCAAGAGACAUUCUGAUGACAUCUUUACAGAUAACUAUGCUCGAUACCAGAGACAGAUGGCAAUUAGAAACUACUUGGCUGCAAUUCUGGGUAAUCAAAGCAGACUUGAAAAUAUAAAUAUGCAGCAGCUCCCUGAGAUAAUUUCUGCCCCUCUGGAAGCAGAUUAUGGCACCAUCCCCACUUACGUUAAUUAAUGAAAUGAUGGAAGAAGUGAUAAAUCUCCACCCUAAUGGUUCGUGUGUUUUACUUCGGAGAGAAAUCCUUCAUGAAAUUAUUUUUGACGCAUAAUAUUGUACACUAAAUUUAUCGAUAGAUUUGGCAGGAAACAUUAUUUUGGUGCUGGAAUUUCUGAUAUUAUGUUAAUGUUAUAUGUGCGUGAGUAGUAAAGUCUUAUUCCUUUUCACUUGCAUUUGUGCUUAAUGCGAUUCUGCCACUUACAUUCAUACAGACCAGGUUACUGCCAUCACUUCUAUAUUAUUCUUCAUGGCUUUCAUCUUCAUUGUUGGAAAUCAUGACUAUUUAAUUUGUGAUAAAAGUAGCGUGUUCUUAUACUUUAACAUCAUGCACAUAAUCCAAAACAAUACUUGAAAGUCGUAUUUAAUAAUAUUUAAAUACCAAAUAUUGAAGGAGGCUAGCUCUCCUCAGAAAAAUGGUGUGAGACUAUACGCGUUGUAUCAAUUGUGGAGGGUCACCUAUUGAGAUUCAUUCCAACCCUGCAAUAUUGAGAAAUACUCCAUUGCAAUCUGAAAUGCCAACGACGUCUUCACCAAAUACUUAAUAUGGUGACACAAUUGUAACCCAGGAUUAAUGUUACAUGAGCACUAUCAGCUUUCUCCUCCAGUGGACAGUUUACAUGUUCAACAAAUUGGCCAUCAUAUUUACCCUGGAAUUAAUUUGUUUCAAAUAAUAAUGCAAAUAUGUACAUGCUUAAAUGUAACUCUUGCAAAUGCUAUUGAUGAUUUACACCCAAAUAUAUAAUAGUUUUAAUUGUUGCAGUUUCGUUUGUAAUUAAUCACACCCUGCCAGAAGGAAAAUCUAUACGAUUGUGUGAUGAAAUAUGUAUUUGAAAAUAUAUAGUCAUUGUUUUAUCAUUGACCAGCAUGUCUGAAAUUACAAAUAUAGGACAUCCAUUUACAAAUUGA